Molecule: messenger RNA, 570 nt
Organism: Cucurbita maxima (winter squash)
Lineage: Eukaryota; Viridiplantae; Streptophyta; Magnoliopsida; Cucurbitales; Cucurbitaceae
Product: polygalacturonase-like
Exons: 5
Coding region: 1-570 (189 amino acids)
Biological process (GO): carbohydrate metabolic process
Molecular function (GO): polygalacturonase activity
Source: RefSeq, a predicted model, not a curated record
AUGGGUCUUGCUUUUCAUUACUGCGGUAUUAUUGAUGGGCAAGGAACUCCCUUGUUGAAUUGUAAACACUCAGGGAAGAGUUGCCCCAUUGGAGCCUGGAGUCUUCAAAUAAAUGAUGGAAAGAACGUGAACAUCAAUGGAUUAUCUUCAAUUAACAGCCAAUUGUUUAGCAUUGCAAUGAAUCGGUGCCAAAACGUGCAUAUGACAAGGGUGAAUGUCUUGGCUGCAGGUGAUAGUCCAAACACUGAUGGCAUCCAUGUGCAACAAUCAUCAGAUGUGACCAUCCUCAACUUGAACAUUGGAAACGGUGACGACUGCAUCUCCAUCGGUCCAGGGACAUCCAACAUGUGGAUGGAAAGUAUUACAUGUGGACCUGGACAUGGAAUCAGCAUUGAGAGCUUAGGAAUAAAGGCUGAGGAGGAUGGAGUGCAUAACGUUACCGUGAAAUCAACUACAUUCACAGGGAUUCAGAAUGGAGAUUCUGGAGUUAAAGUUAGUGAAGUAACAUUCGAAGACAUUAAGGGAACUUCAGCCACUAAAAUAGCAAUCAAUUUGAUUGUAGUCCAAUAA